Messenger RNA from Symbiodinium sp. CCMP2592, 477 nucleotides. The record is from the annotation of a GenBank genome assembly. NCBI's taxonomy places the organism in Eukaryota, Dinophyceae, Suessiales, Symbiodiniaceae.
AUGCCGAAGUGGGUCUCCCGGACAGAGACGGCAGUGCAACCGACUGUCGAGGCAGAGCUCGCCUUCGGUCACUACGCGCCGGCGCGAUGUUGGCAGCGCAGCAUCGGCGGAGGGUUUCAUGACCCGGCGGCAUCGAAAGGUUUCGGUGAGCCCAAGGAUUUCAAGCAGUGGCUGGAUAAUUGGACGAAGCCAGCGCCGCCACCGAGCUGGUCUCUCAGAGCGUCUGGUGCCAACACAAGCAUGGUGCCGAAGACCCCGGUCAUGAACUUUUCGCAGACAUCCGGGAACUUCUCGAUGGCUUCCGAAGGUGAGGAUGCCCCGACGAUUGCCUUUCGAGAAACCGCGAUGGCAUCGACGGGAGGCUGGACCAGAAUGGCACCAAAGAUGCCAACAUAUCCGCAUCCCAGUGGUUGGAAGCAUCAGACAUCUUUGCUGUCACGGAAUCCGGGCUUCGUCGGUACGCUGAGAACGCGCUGA